UGCUGUUCCAGUUCAAAUUUUGGCACAAAGCUUGUGACUUGCUCCAGAGAGAAACCGGUGAUGGCGAAGGAGGUUUUAGCUGCUGGUCCUCAGCCUCGUACCAUAUUGGAAACGAUAAUUGUAACCCUAGCUCAUCUUGCGCUGCACAGUGAAAAAAUUGAAUUGGAGGCUGUUUUUAUGGUAUGUGUUAUUGCUGCUAUUAACCCUUGUCUAAGGAAACUUGUUAUUGUUGUCCUUGAUAAUCUAUCAAGGGAGUUAAAGUAUACUUCUAGGUCAAAGUAUAUGGAAGAACUUAUGGCGCCAAUCCUCUUUAGUUGGGUUGCUUCUGGUGUAAAUUUAGCUGCUCUUCUCGAGGUAAGGGAUCUGUUCGUCUUCAAUGUAGAGCCUAUCAAUUUCAUUCAGUCCUGCUGCCGUUGGCUUAUUCCAUCUUUAAUGUUGCAUGGUGACAUUUCCAACAUGAAUUGGCUUGCGAAGGUUACUUGUGAGCCUCUUGCUGAAAUGAUUAAGAAUCACUUUGUGGAUAUUUUCUCUGUUUGUAUUACGUUACACUCCAGUAAGAAGGCUGGUUGGGAGAAGGGAUCAGCUGUACUUGAAAUGUCAAUUCUGGAUAUUGCUAAAAUAUCUGAAACUGAAAGAGACAAACUUAUAAAGAAGCACAUGGUUUCAAUCGUGAAUACUAUUUUCUCUCUUGCUUCAACAGCUGUGGACCCUGUUCUUCCUUCAUUUUCCAAGGAGACAAUUGCACGUGCAAUUAUGACAGUUGUGGAUGGAUUCUUGGAGAUAGAUGACUCUUGUCAAAAUUUUGGUCUUAUUGACAAGAUUAACAUUUUCCGACCUGAUCGAGUAUUUACGUUUAUAGUAGAGCUGCAUUACAAAGUUGCUGCAGCUGGUCAUUUCAGGCACAAAUCUGAUAGGCUUGCUGGGAUUGAAGUGCUUAUUGAUGUAUUAGGGCAUCGAGUUGCGGUUCCUAGUACUGCCAGUUAUCUCCUCAACUUGAUUGGUCAAUGCUUGGACCUUGAUGCUUUGCUGGACCAAUGUUGUCGAAUGAUCUCUUCAUUGCUAAAAAUUUUCAAAAUAAAGCAAUUGGAGGGAACCACUGUUGUCCUAGGUGAACAGCUUCAGUUUUUAAUUUCCAAGUUGGUAAUGUGUUGCAUUUCUUCCGAGUCUAGUCCCAAACUGUCAGCUGACACAUCAUCUCAAGUUUUGUCUCUGCUCAGCCAACUUACCUUGGACUCCGACCCAUCACUACACGAGUACAUUAAAGAACUAGAGCCAUUCCCUAACAUCGAUUUAUUUCAUGAUAUACGGAUGUUCCAUGAGGAACUAUGUCAAAAUUACUCGCCUAGGGAGCACUUGUCAAUCUUAGGGAAACGAUCUCGCUACCUUCCGCCAAGAUUACUUGUUUGGAGUCUAAAAGCAUUACACAAAAAAUUGUUUGAAGAUGAAGCAUACCCAGCACAAAAGAAUGAGGAAAAUAUUUUCGAAGAUGCAUAUUUGGAUUCUGACCAUGAAAUUGUCCACACAGUCUGGAACCUGGUGCACACAUGUAGUUUGAGUGGUGCUGGCAAUUUUGGGUCGCUGGUCUCUGAUUUUUUAUCUCGGGUUGGUAUUGGCGAUCCACAUGGUGUUGUGUUCCAUCUUCCUAUCGAGUCUAAAUCUGUACAUGAGCAUAACUUCCACCUUGGUACGGGCAUAUCAGAUGAUCUUCUGGUAGCAAUUAUGAGGCUCUUAAAGAAAUAUUUGAUGGAUGACUCUGUUAAGAUAAUUGACAUAGCAUCUCAAGCUUUGCGGGGGAUACUUUCAACUGAAAAUGGUCAGAGGGCUUUGCUAUCAUUUGAUUCUUAUCAGAGAUCCCUUAUUGAGGUGCAUUCCAAAGGUGUCGAUGUCAACCUGGUUCAGAAACUCCUGGCAGAUCUAGAAAGAAAGCUUAAUGUUGAGGCACUUUCCUUGAAGGAUUCUGCUAUAUGGAAGACUGAUGGAAAAACAUUCGAGACAUGGAUUUGUCCUCUUAUCUGUGCUCUGAUUGAAUAUUGUGAUGAUAUGAUCCUGAGAUUGUGUCAAGAUAUUGUCUUGGUGAAAUCUGAAGUUGCAGAACUCUUGUUCCCUUAUGUGAUGGUCAAUUUGUCUAGUAGAAGAGACGUGGAUGUUGAUCUUUGUCAACUGAUCUCCUCACAGGUGCAAGAGAACAUUUUUACGGAGGACAAUAAGUUGACCAAAUCAAUUCAAGUUAUCUUAGAUGCUCUUAACGAGCUUCGGUUGUGUCACGUGAUGGAAAUAAGCACAUCCUCUAAUCCCUCUAAGCGAGAAAAUUCAAAGCAAUAUGGAAGGCCUUCUAGCUAUGGAUCAAAGUCACGCUCCACGCCUCUGAAGGCAAAGCAUCAGACAACCACUUCAUCUGUAGUAUCAAUAUCCACAUUGUCAUGGCAAAAGGUUUAUUGGAUUUCUAUGGAUUAUCUUGCUGUUGCAAGGUCUGCUAUUCUGCCGCGACACAUUGAAAUACUUUUAUCUGCAGUGACACAAAUAAAUGAACCUGACAGCCUCUAUGGAAUCAUCCAAUCCCACAAGUUGACCUCUCAAAUUAUCACAUUUGAACAUGAGGGAAAUUGGAGUAAAGCUCUUGAGUACUAUGAUUUACAAAUUAGAUCUGAUCCAGUGGCUCAAGGAAGUAGUUGUACUCCUGAAAAUUUUCUUCAUUCAUCUGGGUCCGCAGUAGAUCAGAUGAUCGAAAAGAAACCAUAUAAGGGCCUUAUUAGAUCCUUGCAGCAAAUUGGUUGCACUCAUCUUUUGGNGCAUUACAGGAAUGCGACACAAAGACCUCUUUUCAAUCCAACAAUGUCUUUGGGAGUUGAUGUUUUUGGGUCUAAAAACACUGGUUCUGGAAGUUCUGGUAUUAUGAUUACCUCAGAACCUUUAAUGGGAAGUUCAAACUACUUAACUUGGGCUUCUUCUGUCGAGUUGUGGUGUAAAGGUCAAGGUGUUCAAGAUCAUUUAACAAAAAAGUAUGAAGCUGCUUGGCGUUCUGGAAAUUGGGAUUUCUCACUACUUUAUGGUGAAUCCAGUGUCCUCUCAAUUCAGCAUGGAGGUGACCAUUUCAAUGAAAAUCUCCACAGCUGCUUGAGAGCAUUAAAAGAGGGAGGAUUUGAUGAAUUCCAGAUAAAACUAAAAGAUUCCAAGCAGGAGCUUUUGCUGUCUAUCUGUCAUGCAAGUGCGGAGAGCACCAAGUACAUUUAUCAAGCUAUAGUUAAGCUUCAGAUACUUUAUCACCUCGGGAUGACAUGGGAUUCACGUUGGACUUCAUCUUGCACUAUGCUGGAUUCUAUGAAGAUGCCAAAGGUCUCAUCUAAACCUGUACUCCCAUCAAUUACUCAGUUAUCAUGGCUAGACAUGGACUGGAAGCGCACUUUGAAGCAAACACAGUUACAUAUGAAUUUGCUGGAACCAUUUGUGGCAUUUAGAAGAGUUUUGCUUCAUAUUUUAAAUUGCCAGGAUUAUACUGUACAACAUCUGCUUGAAUCUGCAGCUACUCUCCGCAAGGUGGCUAGAUUUUCUCAGGCUGCUUCAGCUUUGCAUGAAUUCAAGUUUCUCUGUGCGGAAAUGGGAGAACAUUCCAACCUUUAUUGGCUUGGACGGCUUGAAGAAGCUAAGCUUCUGCGUGCUCAAGGCCAACAUCAGAUGGCAAUCAAUCUUGCAAAGUAUAUUUCACUAAACCACCAGACGAAUGAAAACGCAUCUGAUGUUUUCCGGUUAAUUGGGAAGUGGCUCGCUGAAACACGAUCAAGCAACUCAAGAACUAUACUAGAGAAAUACUUGAAGCAUGCAGUCGUACUAGCUGAGGAUUGCAUGGCACGAGGAAAGGUUUCCGCCAUAAAACGAAGUCAACUGCAUUUCCAUCUUGCGCACUAUGCGGAUGCUCUGUUUCGUAGUUAUGAAGAACGACUUAAUUCCAGUGAAUGGCAGGCAGCAAUGCGGUUAAGAAAGCACAAGACAAGGGAGCUGGAAGCAUUAGUUAAACGAUUAAGAAGUUCAACAAAGGGAGAAAAGACCGACUGUUCAGCAAAAAUACAAGAGUUGCAGAAGCAGCUGGCAAUGGACAAAGAAGAGGCUGAAAAGUUGCAGGAAGACAGGGACAACUUUCUGAGCACGGCACUUGAUGAAUAUAAACGCUGUUUAGUAAUAGGAGAUAAAUAUGAUGUCAGGGUGGUAUUUCGACUUAUUUCGCUGUGGUUUGGUCUCUCAUUAAGACCAAUUGUUGUGGAUAGCAUGCUCGGCACAAUAAGUGAGGUUCAAUCUUACAAGUUUAUUCCACUAGUUUACCAAAUUGCUUCAAGGAUGGGAAGCACAAAAGAAAGUCAGGGAGCUCAAAACUUCCAGUUUGCUUUGGUUUCUCUCAUCAAAAGAAUGGCCAUUGACCAUCCAUAUCAUACGAUAUUUCAGCUUCUAGCUUUGGCAAAUGGUGAUCGAAUCAAAGACAAACAACGUAGCAGAAGUUCUUUUGUGGUUGACAUGGAUAAAAAAGCCGCUGCAGAAAAUCUGUUGAAGGAGUUAUCUUCGUAUCAUGGAGCUGUCAUCAGACAGAUGAAGCAAAUGGUUGAGAUCUACAUUAAACUAGCUGAAUUAGAAACAAAAAGGGAGGAUACUAACAAAAAGUUUAAUCUUCCGAGGGAAAUUCGCAGCAUCCGAGAUCUUGAACUUUUCUCCUGUGUUUUAACUAUUGUGUUCUACAGUGUGAUGAAUGGUAUAAAUGCGCCAAAAGUUGUUGAAUGUUUCGGCUCCGAUGGCAAUAAAUACCGACAACUUGCGAAAUCUGGCAAUGAUGACCUGAGACAAGAUGCUGUGAUGGAACAGUUCUUCGGCUUAGUAAAUACUUUCUUACAGAACCGUCGGGACACUUGGAAACGAAGGCUGAGAAUUCGCACUUACAAGGUUGUACCUUUUACUCCAAGUGCGGGUGUUUUGGAAUGGGUGAAUGGCACUCUUCCACUUGGUGAUUAUCUUAUAGGCAGCACUAGAGAUGGAGGAGCCCAUGGACGCUAUGGAGCAGGAGACUGGACAUUCAUGAAAUGUCGGCAACACAUGACUGUGGAAAGUAACAAGCGGAAGGCCUUCCAGGAAGUCUGUGAUAACUUCAGGCCUGUCAUGCAUCACUUUUUCUUGGAGAGAUUUUUUCAUCCAGCUGACUGGUUUCAAAAGAGGCUUGCUUAUACCAGAAGCGUGGCCGCAAGUUCAAUGGUCGGAUAUAUUGUUGGACUAGGAGAUCGGCAUUCCACGAAUAUCCUUGUAGAUCAAGCCACUGCAGAAGUUGUUCACAUAGAUCUUGGGGUUGCAUUUGAGCAGGGCCUUAUGCUGAAAACUCCCGAAAGGGUACCCUUCAGGCUGAGUAGGGACAUUAUUGAUGGCAUGGGCGUAACUGGGGUGGAAGGGGUUUUUAGAAGAUGCUGUGAGGAAACCCUGUCUGUUAUGCGGACAAACAAAGAAGCACUGCUUACCAUUAUCGAGGUCUUUAUCCAUGAUCCUUUAUACAAGUGGGCUUUAUCCCCUCUAAAGGCUUUGCAACGUCAGAAGGAAAGUGAAGAUGAUCUGGAAACCAGUUUGGAAGACUCUCAACAAGAUGACUAUGAGGGGAACAAGGAUGCUGCUAGAGCCUUGAUGCGCGUUAAACAAAAGUUAGAUGGAUAUGAAGAAGGUGAAAUGAGAAGUGUUCAUGGGCAGGUUCAACAACUCAUACACGACGCCAUUGAUCCUGAUCGUUUGUGUCAUAUGUUUCCUGGAUGGGGAGCUUGGCUAUGAUAGCUUUCAAACUAGUGUCAGCGCUGAUUAAAUCUUUUGGGUUUCUUCCUUUUCUUUUUCAUUUUUCCCUCCUUAGUGUAAUCUUGUACGUGAUCUUAGGUUAUGGGUGUCGCUGUAAUGAACUGAUGUCAUGUAAAUAUGUCAGCAACGCCGUCAUUUAUUCUAAUCUGUAUGGGUUUCAACUUCAUGUUUGAUU
Messenger RNA from Nicotiana tabacum (common tobacco), 5983 nucleotides. The record is from RefSeq and is a predicted model, not a curated record. NCBI's taxonomy places the organism in Eukaryota, Viridiplantae, Streptophyta, Magnoliopsida, Solanales, Solanaceae.